GGCUUCCUCAUCACUGCGGGAGCAGUGGGGAUGUUGUGCAGGCGGGGCGUGUGGACAUUGGCCAGGAGGAGCAAAGGUUGGCAGAACCCAGUGCAUAAAAGGGAUGGGGAGUGGGGCAGAGCAGAACAGCGCCAGGAGCAGGACAGGCGUGUGCAGCUGGAGGGGGAUUUGGGGUGAGACUGUGGGACAUUGGGGUGAAACAGCACUGCCUGGGCAAGGGAAGGGGUGAUGGGUAUUCUAGUGGGAGUGGGGUUGUGGCAUUGUAGGAGCAGCAGCAGCAAUGUUGGGUUCUAACCCUUGCGCUGGGGAUGAGAGCACAAAGCAGCCAUGCCUUUUAUCCCCAUUCAGGGCAAGCAGAGCACAUGGAACUUUUUGCAUGGGACGUUGCAGGGCAUUACCAUCACUUAAUGAAAAACACUUGCAGCUGUAAAGCUGAAGAGAGAGCAAGAUGGGGUGAAGAAGGAGUGAAGCUCCUCAAGUGGAGCUGUUUUGGGGCAGAUGGGUGUCGGCAUAGAGGGAGGAGUGGGUGUCAGGCAGAGGCUGCAGCCUCUUGGCUGGGAAGAAUGGGAGCAGGGGAGCUACAGCAGUACUGUGUGGGAGAUGGUGGCUGGGUGUGGGUCAGGGAGGAGGACAGAGGAAAAAAGCAAGCUGCCCUGGAGUUGCUGAGGGAGGACACCCCUUCCUUCCUUCCCCACCAGCCUUCCUUCCAGGACACCCUGUGCAAAGCUCCGACCAUGGCCACCCGUCACGUGGUGACAAUCCAGCCUGGCUUCUCUGCACCCCCACAGCCCAGCAAGUGGCACACGGGGAAGUUGGACUGCAUGUCUGACUGCGGUGUCUGCAUCUGUGGAGCCUUCUGUUAUCCCUGCCUGGGCUGCCAGGUGGCCAACGCCAUGGACGAGUUCUGCCUGUGUGGCGGCAGCGUGGCCAUGCGGACGCUGUACCGCACCCGCUACAACAUCCCGGGCUCCAUCCUGGGUGACUUCUGCUCGGUGCUGUGCUGCCCCAUGUGCUCUCUCUGCCAGUUGAAGAGAGAUAUUGACUAUCGGAAAGAGCAGCGCACCUUCUGAUGCUGCUCCCCUGCCUGUGAAGUCGAUGCUGCCCUCUAGGACUGUUUGGUUUGCUGUGGCUUUUCUUUGUUUUUUUUCCCC
Lagopus muta (rock ptarmigan) is the source of this 1151-nucleotide messenger RNA. RefSeq names its product placenta-specific gene 8 protein-like. NCBI's taxonomy places the organism in Eukaryota, Metazoa, Chordata, Aves, Galliformes, Phasianidae. Gene Ontology annotation, biological process: positive regulation of transcription by RNA polymerase II. The record is from RefSeq and is a predicted model, not a curated record. The transcript has 4 exons. The coding region runs from base 309 to 1070 and encodes 253 amino acids.